This is a messenger RNA of Micromonas commoda, 590 nucleotides long. It is a transcript of the gene PSBW2, whose product is annotated as photosystem II 13kD protein, chloroplast precursor. Gene Ontology annotation, biological process: photosynthesis. The coding region runs from base 39 to 395 and encodes 118 amino acids. Gene Ontology annotation, cellular component: chloroplast; photosystem II. The transcript has 4 exons. The record is from RefSeq and is a predicted model, not a curated record. NCBI's taxonomy places the organism in Eukaryota, Viridiplantae, Chlorophyta, Mamiellophyceae, Mamiellales, Mamiellaceae.
CGACACCAGUUGCAAACACCGUAACAACCACACACAAAAUGGCCUGCAUGUCCCUCUCCAUGAAGUGCGCGGUCGCUGCCAAGCCCGCGGCCCGCAAGGUUGCCCGCAAGGCCACCGUCGCCAAGGCCACCGUCGCCAAGGCUUCCGUGCCCAAGAAGGCUGUGCUCUCCGCCGCGGUCACCGGCCUCGUCGCGCAGACCCUCCCCGCCCUCGCCGUGGUUGACGAGCGCCUCAACGGCGACGGCACCGGCCUCAUCCUCGGCAUCAACGACGAGAUCCUCGGCUUCAUCCUCCUCACCAUCCCCGCCCUCGUCUUCUCCCAGUUCUUCUACGCGCAGAAGGAUGACGGCAUCGCGGCGGGCGGCGAGAACGACGAUUCCGGCCUCUCCCUCUAAGCGCCUUUCGACGAACGACCGCUCUUUAGACGGUCGGACGGAAUUAAGAGACGUUUAGCUACCGGGUGGCGGGUUGAGAUGGACGCGGGCGAUGGCUCGGACACGCGCGUGCUCUAGAUUAGUCGGGUAAUGACGAGCGUCGGGCACGCCCGCGAAGGAAAUCGAGUCUUUUUUUCGAGUCGUUCUCAUUAGAAU